AUGAAAGAGCGCAUCAUGGUCAUCGACGGCGCCAUGGGCACGGCGGUGCAAAAGUACAAGCUUCAGGAGGAAGACUUCCGCGGCGAACGGUACAAGAACCACACGCACGACCUCAAGGGGAACAACGACAUCCUCGUCAUCACGCGCCCGGACGUCGUCGAGGAGAUCCACUCCAAGUACCUCGCCGCGGGGGCGGACAUCAUCGAGACGAACACGUUCAACGCGACGAUGAUCUCCCAGGCAGACUACGAGCUCGACAAGAAGGAGGAGGUUUACCUCAUCAACAAGACCGCCGCGCAGCUCGCGAAGAAGUGCUGCGUCGCGUUCACGAAGAAGAACCCGAAGAAGCCCCGCUUCGCGGCCGGCGCGGUCGGGCCCACGAACAAGACGCUUUCCGUGUCGCCGUCCGUGGAGAACCCCGCGUUCCGCGGGUGCACGUACGACGAAAUCGUCGAGGCGUACAUGGAACAAGUCGAGGCGCUCGUCGAGGGCGGCGUCGACAUGCUCCUCGUGGAGACGAUCUUCGACACCCUGAACGCGAAGGCGGCGAUGUUCGCCAUCGACCUGUUCUUCGAGAAGUGGGGCAAGAAGAUCCCCGUGUUCGUUUCCGGCACCAUCGUCGACAACUCCGGGCGCACGCUGUCCGGCCAGACGAACGAGGCGUUCUGGAACUCCAUGUCUCACUCCAAGCCGAUCGCGAUCGGGCUGAACUGCGCCCUCGGCGCGAAGGACAUGGUGCCGUACAUCGAGAACCUGAGCAAGGCUGCGGACUGCUGGGUGUUCUGCUACCCCAACGCCGGGCUUCCCAACGCGAUGGGCGGGUACGACCAGAAGGGCCCGGAGAUGGCGGAGGACUGCCGCGUGUUCCCGGAGAUGAACCUCAUCAACGCCAUCGGCGGGUGCUGCGGCACCACGGACGAGCACAUCGGGUGCUUGGCCGAGAUGGUGUCGAAGUUCAAGCCCAGAGAGAAGCACGGCGUCAAGGACAUCAUGCGACUCUCCGGUCUUCAGCCGUUCAACUACGACCCAGAUGACGAGAAGAAUUGCAGGAAGACGUUCAUCAACCUCGGCGAGCGGUGCAACGUCGCAGGGUCUUCGAUCUUCAAGAAGGCCAUCGUCGACGGCAACUACGAGAAGGCGCUCGCCAUCGCGCUCAAGCAGGUGGAGAACGGCGCGCACGUGAUCGAUGUCAACAUGGACGACGGUCUCAUCGACGGCGAGUCCGCGAUGAUUCGGUUUGUGAACCUGAUGGUGUCCGAGCCGGACGUGUCCAAGGUGCCGUUCAUGAUCGACUCGUCGAAGUUCCACGUCGUCGAGGCGGGGCUAAAGUGCUCCCAGGGCAAGUGCAUCAUGAACUCCAUCUCCCUCAAGGGUGGCCAAGAGGAGUUCCUGAAGCACGCCAGGACGGUGAAGCGCCACGGCGCCGCCGUCGUCGUGAUGGCGUUCGACGAGGAAGGCCAAGCUGCGACGGAGUCUGAGAAGGUGCGCAUCUGCAUGCGCGCGUACAAGCUGCUCGUGGAGGAGGUUGGGUUCAACCCGCAGGACAUCAUUUUCGACCCGAACAUCCUCACGAUUGGGACCGGGAUGGAGGAGCACAACAACUAUGGCGUGGACUUCAUCAACGCGACGCGCGAGAUCAAGCGUCUCUGCCCCGGCUCGAAAAUUUCCGGCGGCGUCUCGAAUCUCGCGUUCUCCUUCCGCGGGAAUGAGCCCGUGCGCCGCGCGUUCCACUCCGCGUUCUUGUACCACGCGUGCAAGGCGGGCAUGGACAUGGGCAUCGUCAACGCCGCGCAGGUCGAAGAGGACGUCUACGAGAAGAUCGACAAGGAGCUUCUCGAAUACGUCGAGGAUGUGCUGCUGAACAAAUGCAGCAAUGCGACGGAGCGCAUGCUCGAGAACCAACCCGUCGGCAAGCGCCUGGAGCACGCGCUCGUGAAGGGCAUCGACGAGUUUUGCAUCGCCGACACGGAGGAGUGCCGCGUCGGCGGCGACUACCCGGGGCCGCUUCAGAUCAUCGAAGGCCCGCUCAUGGACGGCAUGAACGUCGUCGGCGACUUGUUCGGCGCCGGGAAAAUGUUCCUUCCGCAGGUCAUCAAGUCCGCGCGCGUGAUGAAGAAGUCUGUCGGUCACCUCAUUCCGUUCAUGGAGGAGGAGAGGCUCGCGAACGGCGGCACAGGCGAGGCGGCGAACGCGGGCGUGUUCCUCAUCGCGACGGUCAAGGGCGACGUCCACGACAUCGGCAAGAACAUCGUUGCCGUCGUGCUCGGGUGCAACAACUUCAAGGUGAUCGACAUCGGCGUCAUGUGCCCGAAGGAUAAGAUCAUCGCCGCGCUGAAGGAUAACAACGCGGACAUCUGCGGCCUCUCCGGGCUCAUCACCCCGUCCUUGGACGAGAUGGUGGACAUGGCAAAGGCGAUGGAGGCGGAGGGGAUGAAAAUUCCUCUGCUCAUCGGCGGCGCGACGACGAGUAAGAUGCACACCGCGGUGAAGCUCGCGCCCAACUACAGCGGCGGCGUCGUGCACGUCCUCGACGCUUCUCGCGCGGUUCCAGUCGCGCAGACGCUGAUGGACAUGAACAAACGCGGGGAGUUCCUCGAGGACAUUCUCGACACGUACGCGGAGAUGCGCGAGGAAUUCUACGCCGGCUUGGAGGACCGUCGGUACCUCACAAUUUCGCAGGCGAGGGCGACCGCGGAGAAGGCGGCGGUGGAUUUCUCCUCCCCGGAGCACCUCCCCGUGACCCCGAAGUUCUGCGGCGUGAAAGCGCUCGUGGACGUUCCGAUCGCGGACGUGAUCGAUUACGUCGACUGGAACCCGUUUUUCCAGGUUUGGCAGCUCCGCGGGCGGUAUCCGAAUCGCGGGUACCCGAAGAUUUUUAACGACGAAACCGUCGGCGCGGAGGCGAAGAAACUGUUCGAAGAAGCGAACGCGAUGCUGAAGAUGAUCAUGGAGAAGAAGCGCCUGAAACUCAACGGCAUCAUCGGUUUCUACCCCGCGAACUCCGUCGGGGACGACAUCGAGUUGUACGCGGAUGAAAACAGAGGCGAAAAGACGCACACGUUCCACACGCUGCGUCAGCAAGCGGAGAAGGACGUGGACGAACCGUACAUGGCGCUGAGCGAUUUCAUCGCGCCGAAAGAGAGUGGCGUGAAGGACUACCUCGGGAUGUUCGUCGCGACCGCGGGGAUCGGGUUGGACGAACUCACCGCGGAGUACAAAGCCGCGAACGACGACUACUCGUACAUCAUGGCGGAGGCGCUUGCGGAUCGCCUCGCGGAGGCGUUCGCGGAGCUCAUGCACGAGCAAGUGCGGAAGGACCACUGGGGGUACGCGAAGGACGAGAAGUUCGACGCGAGCGAUCUUCUGAAGGUGAAGUAUCAGGGCAUCCGCCCCGCGCCCGGGUACCCGUCGCAACCGGAUCACACGGAGAAGGCGACGAUGUGGGAUCUCAUGAACGUCAAGGAGGAAAUUUCCGUCGAGCUCACGGAAUCGUUCGCGAUGCUUCCGUCCGCGUCGGUGUCCGGGUUGUACUUCGCGGGGAAGAGCUCGCAGUAUUUCAACGUCGGGAAGAUCACCGCGGACCAGGUACAGGAGUACGCGGACCGCAAGAAGCAGGAUUACAAGGUUGCGGAGAAGUGGCUGUCGCCCAUUCUCUCUUACGAGCCGUGAUGAGGCGGACGACGAUCGAUCGCGCGACGGCGGCGGUGCCCCCGGGUUCGGGGUCACGCAGGGACGCUGCCGUCUUUCAUUCUUUAAUACCACAUACACAUACGCGUUUUGUU
This is a messenger RNA of Micromonas pusilla CCMP1545, 3782 nucleotides long. RefSeq lists its product as uncharacterized. The transcript is spliced from 3 exons. Gene Ontology annotation, cellular component: cytosol. Gene Ontology annotation, biological process: homocysteine metabolic process; tetrahydrofolate metabolic process. Gene Ontology annotation, molecular function: cobalamin binding; zinc ion binding; methionine synthase activity. Bases 1 to 3669 code for a protein of 1222 amino acids. NCBI's taxonomy places the organism in Eukaryota, Viridiplantae, Chlorophyta, Mamiellophyceae, Mamiellales, Mamiellaceae. The record is from RefSeq and is a predicted model, not a curated record.